UGUUCCUCACGCGGGAAUGUUGGGCAGAGCGCUUCUUAAACGGUGGAGUCCUAGCGGAGGACCGAAGGGACUCGGACAACGUCCACCUUUGUGCGAACCUCCCUCUCCUUCUUUGCGCCCUACUAGAGCUCCCCGCCGCACGCUUUUGGAGGCCUCGGCACCAGUGGUCCCCGCAGCCCGGGUGCAGCGCCGGUUCCAGGGCGUCCUCCGCUGCCCGGGGCUGGCCUUGGGUGGGCAGCUGGCGCCGGAGUAGCUGGUGUCGCGGCCACGCGGGGCCCGGCUCCGUCCCCGGAGCAGAUGGCGACGCCCUCGCUGGCCUUGGUAUCAUUUGAAGAUGUGGCUGUGACCUUCACUGUGGAGGAAUGGGGGUAUCCGGACCUUGCUCAGAGGACCCUCUACCAGGAAGUGAUGAUGGAGACCUGUGGACUUCUGGCCUCACUGGGGCAUCGUGUUCCCAAACCAGAGCUGUUCUGUCUCCUGGAACAUGGGCAGGGAGUGUGGACUGUGAAGAGUGGCUUCUAUGCAGGUGAAAAAGCAAAAUCCAGUGAUGCUUCAGAACCCACUACUUCUCAGCUGACUUUCUCUUUCCAAGAACAGCUGGCACAGAGAUCUACAGGAGACUCCAGGUUAAGCCAGGCCAAAGAUGAAGAAAGCUGGUCAGAAAUACUGGAAGGGAACACAAGGACAACAACAGAUACUUCCAAGGAAACAUGGCUUGGAAAGUUAAGCCCAAAAACUGAUGGUUUGAAGACAGGUGGCAGUCUGUGUUUAAGAGUCUUACAGGAGCAAGUCACUCUGCAAGAUGAUGUCCAUGAACUUGAUGCUGGAGGGCUCGGAAAAGAUCCUGUGGUUGAAGCAGAGAGCAACACUGAUCAAUGCAAAGAAUGUGGGAAAGUAUUUAGGAAUAAUUGCGCUUUAGUAUGGCAUCAACAGAUUCAUGCUGUAGUGAAGCCCGGUGAAUGCAAUGAGUAUGGGAAAAACUGUCAUUAUCUGGCUGAUUUUGUUCAGCAUAUGAUGGUUCAUACUGGGGAGAAACUAUGUAAGUGCAUUGAGUGUGGGAAGGCCUUCAAAUGUAGGUCUCACCUUACUGAGCACCAGGGUAUACACACGGGAGAUAAGCCCUACGAAUGCAAAGCCUGUGGAAAAGUCUCCCGUUGCUCUACUUUCAUGCAGCACAAGAUGACCCACUCUACAGAAAAGCCUUUUCUUUGCAAAGACUGUGGGAAAGCUUUUUACUACAGCUCUUCAUUUGCUCGACACAUGAAGAUUCAUAUGGGAAGGAAGCCAUAUGAGUGCAGUGACUGUGGGAAGGCCUUUACCUAUUCUUCCACUUUGGUCAAGCAUAAAAGAACCCAUACUGGAGAGAAGCCAUAUGAGUGCAAAGUCUGUGGUAAAGCUUUCACUCACCACUCCACCUUUCUCUACCAUAUGAUUCACACAGGAGAAAAGAAGCCCUUUGUCUGCAAAAUAUAUGGAAAAGCUUUUUGUAUUAAUUCAUCCGUCACUCUGCACAUGAGGGUCCACACUGGAGAGAAGCCAUAUGAGUGCAGUGAGUGUGGAAAGGCCUUUGCUCACUGCUCAACAUUUAUUAGGCAUAAGGGGACCCAUACUGGAGAAAAACCCUUUGAGUGCAAAGAAUGUGGAAGGGCCUUUUCCAGCAACUCUUACUUAGUUCAACACAUAAGGCUUCACACUGGUGAGAAGCCCUAUGAGUGCAAUGAAUGUGGAAAGGCCUUUACACGCUGCUCUGUGAAAGAGCAGCUCCACUGCUCUGCCCACAGUGGAGUAAAACCUUUGAAAUGUAAAGAGUGUGCAAGCUCUUCCUUCACUGGGCACGUGAGGAUUCACACUGGAGAGAAGCCUUAUGUUUGCAAAGAAUGUGAAAAGGCCUUUGCACACUCUUCAACUUUUGUCAAGCAUAAAAGAACCCAUACUAAAGAAACACCCUUUAAAUGCAAAGUAUGUGAGGAGGCCUUUUGUGACAUCUUUACCUUAAUAAGGCAGAGAACUCACACAGAGAAACCCUUUGCGUGCAGUGAAUGUGGAAAGACUUUCAGCCAUAAUUCUUCAUAGUAUCGAAAGAUCCAUACCAGAGUGUAAAAGAUAUGGAAAGGUCUUUUGCAGUGAAUUCACCCACGUCCACUUGAAUGUACAUCUACUAGUGAAAUCCUUUUCAGUACAGCUGUUAAGGAAAAUCUUUUGACCAGAGAAAUAAUUUUAGUGUCUGAAAAUUUAUACUGAAGGGAAACAUAAUUGUCAUCCAUGUGAAACCUUUUUAUGGAAAAUUAAUCCAGGACUGAAGAGAUGGUUGAGCAGUUAAGAGCACCUGCUUGAAGGAGAACAGCAAAGAAGAGGUUAAGGGCAGUCAGGCUUAAAGGGGGAAAUAUACAGCAUUCAUUCAGAGUGAGUAUCAGAGAUGGCUUACAUGUGGUGUGUUGCUCAACAAUACAUCAGGAGCAUCACUGGAUGUUGUUUCCUGAUCCUGUGAUGACUUUUCUCCAUCUUUUACUCACUGCUCUCCAGCCAAGCUGUUGUGAAUAUUCGAAGCUCUUUCUUACUUUCCAGUCUUUCAUUUACAGUUCCCUUGGGGCAGUCAGCCUAGUUCUCUGAAUGCCCUUCCCUCCACUACAUCCUUCCUGCUCUGUUCCAAUGUUAUCUGUUUACAAAAGUCCUAUAGUUUUGCUUUUGCCUUUGCUAGUUCUGGAUAAAGGAGCUCUUGUCUUUACUGCCCAUCUUCUGCAAUCUGUACAGGGAAUGUAGCCAGUUUACAAAAACAGAUCAGGACGUGGUUGAGUUUUCCAAGGUACCAUGGAAGCAAACAGGAGAAACAACGCAGUUAAUCUCAAUGUCAUUCAUAAAUAUGCCUUUUUUGUCCAUGAGGGUGUUUUCAGAGAUGAUUAGAGCAUGAAGGCUCUGAUCUAAUGAAUGGAUUAAUCAUUUUUUAAAAAUCAUUUUAUGUGUAUAUUACCUCCAUGUAUGUAAGUGCACUCAUGUGCCAUGCCUAUGGAGGUCAGAAGAGGAUGUUGGAUCUCCUGGAACGAGUUUCAGAUGGUUGUUAGCUGCCAUGUGGGUGCUGGGUCCUCUACAAGAGCAGUCAGUGCUCCUAACUACUGAGCCAUCUCUCCAGCCCUGGAUUAAUCCUUUGAUGUAUUAUUCAGAUGAUGGAACUACUGGAAAAUGGGGGAAAUCAAAAGGUGGAACAUAGUGAAAGUCACUGGGGGCAUAUCCUUGGGGGGUAGUAUCUUGCCCUAUACCAUGCCCAUAUUCCCUUCUCUCCACCUCUUGUCCAUCAUGAAGUGAACAUUCUCCUCCUCCACAUGCUUCCACCAACCACAAAGUUCUGUUCAAUCACAUGGGACAGAGUAACCAUAAACUGAACCUUCUGAAACUGUUGAGUCAAAUCCGUCUGCCCUUAAUUUGUUUGACACAUCUUCAGUGAAGGAGAACAGCAAGGAAGAGGUUAAGAACAGUCAGGGACAAAGUCUGGACAUCUCUUGAAAACAAGAAUGUUGGGCUUGGUGGAGCACUGCCUUAGUCAUAAAUCAGAGAAAAACAAGUCUCAAGUCAUGGUACUGCAGGACACAAGUUGUCUGUUUAAUGUUAAACAUAAUUACUGGCUGACUAGUGACAGGUAAAAAGUAGCCAAGAACGGAUAGAGUUGAUCAGGGAAAAAGCACCAAGACACAGAUAAAACUCUCAGCAGGGACACAUUCCCUUUGGGGAAGGGAAAAUGUCGGCCCAUGUAUUGUGAGCUGGGUCUUUAUAGGCAGGCUUCGGGGUGCAGAAGGUGGGAAGUUUUUUGGGAAAAAUUAGGCAGGGGAAAGCAGGAAA
Nannospalax galili (Upper Galilee mountains blind mole rat) is the source of this 3831-nucleotide messenger RNA. RefSeq names its product zinc finger protein 599 (gene Znf599). The record is from RefSeq and is a predicted model, not a curated record. NCBI's taxonomy places the organism in Eukaryota, Metazoa, Chordata, Mammalia, Rodentia, Spalacidae. Gene Ontology annotation, biological process: regulation of DNA-templated transcription.